ACGGUACUACACUUACACUCCAACACAUAUUGUGUCGUCGUCAUGGCUAGUUUCUUUUUGAUCGCACUUCUCGCUACCCCAGCUCUCGGAUGCAUCGGAGGCCUCGGUGGAGGAGGUGGUGGCUGCUGCCAACCAUCUCAACCAGCUUGCGCUAACCCAUGUGGUGGAGCUUCUGCUGCUGCCUAUGCUGCACCAGCCGCUGGAUACCCAAGACCUCCAAUCGGAUAUGGAGCACCACCCCCACCACCACCACCACCAGCUUUCGGAGGACUCGGUGGAGGAGCCGCCUACCCAGGAGCCGGAGCCGGAGGACAAUAUGAUACCGGAGUUCACGGAGGAGCUCAAGGAGGAUACGCCGGAGCCCAAGGAGCUCAAGGAGGAUAUGCCGGAGCCCAAGGAGCUCAAGGAGGAUACGCCGGAGCCCAGGGAGCUCAAGGAGGAUACGCCGGAGCCGCCCAAGGAGCCCAAGGAGGAUACGCUGGAGCCGUCCAAGGAGGACAAAUCGCUUCCCAAGGAUACGCUGGAGCCGGAGCCCCAGUGAGCGCCGGAGGAUCUUACAACCAAGGACCAGCCGCUAUCAACGGAGGAUACACCUCUCAACAACAAGUCGGAGCUAUCGCCCCAGCCGCCGGAUACGGACAAGGACCAGCUGCCGUUCAUGUUGACGCCACCGCCGCCACAUCCGAGGGAGCCAUCUCUCAACAAGGAGGAUCCUCUGCCGCUGGAGGAUACGGAGAGGAAGCCGGAGCCACUUCAGUCGUCGGAGAGCAAACCAACACUGUUGUCCAGACCGGAGAGACCGCCGAGGAAGGAUACGGAGCCCAAGGAGGAGUCGCCGGAGAGACCGAGAUCGUCGCUGUCGCCACCUCUGCCCCAGCCCCAGCCCCAACAUACGAGAACGUUCAACCAGCUCCAGUUGCCCCAACCACCACUGUCGAAGAGACCCACGUCGAGGAGCCAGCUCCAGCUGUCCCAGAAGCCACCGUUGUCGAGGAGUCCCACUUCGAGGAGCCAGCCCCAGCCCCAGCUGCCACUUCUGCUCCAUUCGUCGAGCCAGUUACUGAGGUGAAUACUGAAGAAUAUGAAGAGGAAGUUGUUGAGCCAGCUGAGCCACAAGUUGUUGAGCCACAAGUUGUCGAGCCAGUUCCACAGCCACACGUUGAACCAGUUCAACCAGUUCAACCAGCACCAGAAGUCACCGAGCCACAAGUUGUUGAGCCACAAGUCGUUGUUGAGCCAGCACCACAACCACAAGUUAUUCCACAAGCACCAGAGACCUUCGUCGAGACCUCUGCCCCAGUUGCACCACAAGUCACUGAGUACCCAAUUCCAGCAGCACAAACUGAGGCUCCAGAAGAGGUAUACGAAGAGGAGACCGACGCACCAGUCGCCGCACCAGUCCAACCAACGGAAUCCUCUUUCGAAGAGGUGACCGCUGAGGAGACACCUGUACCAGCACCAGCACCUUAUGUUCCACCAGCACCAAUUUUCACUGAGUCAAAGCCAGGAUACGAGCAGACCGCCCCAGCUGUUGAGACCAAGGAGGAAUCCUACGACGAGCAGGAGGCCGAGGAGACCCAUGUCGAGCCAGAGCAGCCAGCCGUCGUCGGUGGAGGAUACUCGGCUACCGAGGCCCCAGCCAAGCCAGAUGGUGGAUACCGCACCCACUAAAUUUCUUUUUAGUUCCCCCAUAGGUGCCCCAUUGCUCUGAUCUCGUUUUGAUUGUUCGCCAACAACCACCCUCGACAAAUCUGCUCAAAACAUCACAAAAUUCUCGUCUUUUUUUUGCCUCGUUCUUUCCUUUGUCUGUAUAUACUGUUGCCUUAUUUUAUUUCUCUUAUAUAUAUUUUAUUAUGUCAUUUUCGUGAGUAGUAGACAACAAUUCACUGACUGAAAUUGUCUAAUUUCAAAUAAAAUGGUGAUUUU
Molecule: messenger RNA, 1926 nt
Organism: Caenorhabditis elegans
Lineage: Eukaryota; Metazoa; Nematoda; Chromadorea; Rhabditida; Rhabditidae
Gene: ZK180.5
Product: Prion-like-(Q/N-rich)-domain-bearing protein
Exons: 4
Coding region: 43-1671 (542 amino acids)
Source: RefSeq, marked reviewed